Meira miltonrushii is the source of this 1360-nucleotide messenger RNA. RefSeq lists its product as uncharacterized. The transcript has a single exon. NCBI's taxonomy places the organism in Eukaryota, Fungi, Basidiomycota, Exobasidiomycetes, Exobasidiales, Brachybasidiaceae. The record is from RefSeq and is a predicted model, not a curated record. Bases 82 to 1275 code for a protein of 397 amino acids.
UCACCAUCAUCAUAUGAUUAGCAUCUUUCUCUUCCUUUUGAUUCUCAUGGCCAAGAAUAAAUGAUUGGAAUUGGGCUCAGUAUGCAGGGUGGACGGGAAUUAUUCCAUGGCCAAAGAAGUUUACCACAAUAUGAUGAAGAUCAAUUGACAAGCUCAAUUUCAUCUUAUCAGCAACAAUCACUCUCAAACUUGCAACAACACAUUCCCACACAAGAUUUUCAACUUCUUCCUCCGCUAUCCAAUCAUUCUUACGAACAACAAUUUCAAGAUGUACAACGACAACAAACGGCUGUUUCGGAUGAUUUUCAAUCUUACAGACAAGCAUAUCAAGCUCAUGAAACAAUUUCUUCCGCUUCUUCCUCUUCGGCUUCUUCUUCGAUGGAUUUUCGUCAAGUUUCGCAAUUUCCACGAUCAAGAGUGAUUUCAACAACUUCAAGUGAUGGACCUAUGUGGAGACAAGGAUGGAAAGAUACAGAUUGGCCAAAUUCACCAACGACUAGUACAAUCAAUUCAAUCCCAUCCAAUCAAUUCUCCAAUAAUCCCCAAUCACGAUCCAAUACGAUGCCAAUGCAAAGCGCAUCUUUAUCUUUCUUGUAUCCAGGUCAUCCAAUCGCUGCUGAAACAUCGAUCAAUCAAAUGAGACACGAUCAUCGAAGAACGGUUUCCGACCUUUCACGCGGAACACAUACGACUGCCGUUCCAGGUGCAUCUGCUGGAAGGCCAAAUUUGACCAGAUCACGUUCACAUAGAAGUGAAUUAGAUAGAGAAGAAGCAAAUCGACAAAAGAGUAAACGACAUUAUGAUCGUAAAAAAGAUCAAAGGUCUGCUUUGGCAAACCUUUCAACGCAACUCGUUCAUGUUUCCGAAAGAAUGAAAGAGAUUGAUCCUUCAGCAAGUCAAUCUCGCGUAUUUCAAGAAAUUUUACAAGCUUUAGGACUUCGAUUACCUUUACCUGAAGGAUUAUCAGAAAAUAAAUCCGGCGGCGGCGGCGGAAAAGAAGAGAAAGGAAUCAAAAGAGCAAACGAACGUAAACGGCUGAACAAAUUAAUGCAAAGACAUUUAGAAAUGCAAAGGAUGCAACAAUUAUCCAAUGUCGCACGAGUGAUAAUGAAAGAUCGAGAAUCAGGAGAUGAACCGGACAAAAGGGCAAUCGAAGCCAUUAUUGGAGCAUGGCAAAUGUGUAGAUCGGAUUGGAGUCAUUUAGUGUUGGCAGAAGAGAGGUUAUCGAUUGAAGUUGGAAGAUGGGUAGGAAGAGUAGUGAGAGCGUUACAAUGAUAGACUGCAUGUAUUCGCACAGAAAAACGCGUUUUAAGCGUAUACGCGUUAUCUUUUUCAACUUUGGCCUCAAACUAACACCAUC